Molecule: messenger RNA, 1561 nt
Organism: Dermacentor andersoni
Lineage: Eukaryota; Metazoa; Arthropoda; Arachnida; Ixodida; Ixodidae
Source: RefSeq, a predicted model, not a curated record
CAGGGGCUCGUACAGCUGCGGUAGAGAUUGCACAACUGCGCCGCUAGCUUAUGAACACGUCCGCAAUCUAGCGCAGCUUCUUCAAAUAGACGCAGUGGGGACUUUACGAGAACUUGUCGAAAGCGGGUCGCUAGCGCUGGGGUUACAUUUCUUAACUUCAUGCAGACAUCUCUACGUAGACCGAACAUCUAAUUCAGCGCGUUGUGCAAGACGAAGAAGAAGAAGAAGAGAACUGACAGGUAAGUGGUGCCCGUGAAUCAUUUCAACGAUUUCGCUUAACGCCGUGUUACUAAACGCCGACUGUGGUGAACGCGUUCAAAAGUAACGGUUGUUCAAGAGAAGAGCACGGCGCAAUGUGGAGAAAUAACAGCGACCUGCAGGACAACGCAAGCCAAUGCAUCCUACGUCAUAGUGCUCAUGGGCAAGCGGGUUUCUCGAGGUGCAAUCCACUGAGAGAGCGUGCAAUAAAUUAUAAAGCGGGAUAACCGCUUAUGCUGCUCGCUAAUCUGAUUGUAAGGAAGCUGAUUCCAACGACCCGAGUCGCUCUAAGCUCUACAGUUAUGUGUCAGUGUGCGGGCCGUGACAACUUAUUGUUUAGGCAUUGCGCGAAAGCAGCACUCAUCAAAGGCAUUAGACGAAUGGUGCCUGAAGUGUGGUUGACCACACCCCAUGUCUGUUGUGUAUCUCCAUGAGAGCAGGAAACAGCUUCUUGGCUUGGGGAUUCAUUGUGUAUAGCGAAGGAGAUCGCGUACCAGAGACGAGCCUCAGCAAAUACAGACCAAAAACUAAAAAAAAAAAGAACCGCAACAUUGGAUCAAAGUGCAACAGCCAAUUUGACGGUUCUAAAAAUUUGCGUGCUAAAAAUACCUCGGUGCAGCCAAUUUAGCAGCAAUAUGUGCAUGUGUGUCGCGACGUAAGAAGAUGCCUCAUAGACUACCUGAAGUGAAAUGAAACUAUCUCAUGUGACUCUUUAUCUUCUUUUUCAGUCAUGUCUCUUGUGAAAAACCGCAUUGUGCACUCCCCUUAUCCACCUCUCGAUAUCCCAGAAUGCACGCUAUACAAUUUCAUAGCGGAAAAGCUGAAGAAACACGCAGAGAAGACAGCUUAUAUUGAAGGCACCGAGACCACAAGUUUCGCCGAACUACUGAAGCUUGUGCGCCAGUUUGCGACGGGAUUCCAAAAGAGCGGCGUCUGCCGUGGGGACCGCGUCAUCUUGGCUCUCAACAACACGACCGACGGGCUUGUCGCCAUCCUGUCGCUCAUGUUCUCCGGCUGCGUCGUCUGCUUUUCUAGUGGCCCAAGAACUAAACAGGAGUUGGUGUACCAUGCGAAGGAUGCCAAGGCGGAAUAUUGUCUCGUGGACGCCGAUCAGUUGCCGAUGUUCGUAGAACACCAGAAAGAGUGCAACUUCAAGGUGAGAUAUUACAGUCGAGCUUUUGUGACAGGAGCCUUUUAUUACGGGAAGCUCGCAUGUAAAAACGUUUCUUAUCGAUUCUAGCAGGGGCGGUUCCCCCAAGUUAUUUGUUUCUUUAAUACGAAGCCCCCUUUGCCUCUUGGGAAA